Anopheles coustani is the source of this 4289-nucleotide messenger RNA. Its product is annotated as serine-rich adhesin for platelets-like. NCBI's taxonomy places the organism in Eukaryota, Metazoa, Arthropoda, Insecta, Diptera, Culicidae. Gene Ontology annotation, molecular function: protein binding. The transcript is spliced from 7 exons. The coding region runs from base 343 to 3915 and encodes 1190 amino acids. The record is from RefSeq and is a predicted model, not a curated record.
GUCAAAAGUUGCUCGUGAAAAAUAACUAGAAAACAGAGAAAAAAAAGGAUCGCAAACUUCUUCACAGGCGAACUCCAUUGGAAGCCGUGUGUGUGUGUGUAUGUGUUUCGGUUCGUCGUGUCAAAAAGGACACGGUUUGGUAACCGUUCAGCAUUGCAUCACAACGUGCACGGGAGCAACGACAAGUGCAGGAGGAAGGCAAACCAAGGCGGUAACCGAACGUAUGGAGUGAAGCGAGCUUUUGGUGCAACCGGAUAGUAUGAAUAGUUUACCGACCCUCGGCGGUGCGCUAACGACAAACACUUACCCGGGACCCGAGCCCGAGAUAAUUGGCCAGCAAAAAUGAGAUGGUUUAAACGAUCGACCGAGUCGCCGAAACUGCUCAGUUUGUCACCGCUGCGACAUUCCGAGUCGGGGAAUGUGUUCGGUAAUGAACCGGCCACGAUGGCGACGACGACGAUGCGGCUGCAUCAGCAGCUAGACGGUCCCGAUUGCAUGGGGACACUGCGUCGACGCAGUGCGGGUGAUGGUCCGGGCAGUGUCAGCGGAAGGUUCGGGACGGUAGGCCUAUCGGCCUCCGUCGGGCUGACGAACUCCCCGUCGAGCUCGUCGAACUCCUCGUCCGGCUCUGGGAGCGGAUCUUCCAGCUCCGGAUCAUCUCCUUCGACGACGACGACGAGUUCGUCCAACUCUAGCAGCAGCAGCACCUCCACCACCGGCAGUACCUCCUCACCGUUUUCCUACACCAGUGAUAGUCACAGCGGAAGCAGCAGUACAAGUCCGCAAAAGUUCUUACAGUCCGGAACGGCCACCACGCCACGGAAGUCCCGAAUUGAUCUCUCACCCGUCAACUGGGCGAAGCGCACCGGAUCGUCCGGCAUCAACUGCUACAGCAUCGAGGAGGGCCGGGUUAUCGAGCGGCCGAAAGGUCGCUACGUUUCGCCGAUCCGCAUCAAGCACAAGCAGCAGGCGAUCGCAGCGGCCGCAAACGGUGGCCAGGUCGGGGCCGGUGCCACGCCCGUCACGCGCAGAAUACUCCAACAGCGGACGGCCGGCGAUAAGAAAGACUCCACCGGCGGGGCAGAUGAGGGGCCGGCGGAUGGAAGUUACAGCAGUAACAACAACAACAACAGCACGUCAUUGUACAAACAGUUGAGCCGCUCGAUCGGGAACAUUGUCGACACGAUCGAGAGUCGGUCGAGUCCAUCGCUCGGUCACCGAUCGAUACCGUACCGGGAAAAGAAGAACCCGCUCGGCAGUACGCGGUUGUCCUGCUACCAGCCGAUCAGUCUCGAGCAGCAGUCGAACGCCGGGGACGGGGAGGAGGAGGGCACGUGUCUACCGAGGCGGACCGCUCUCGGAAGCUGUGCGACCCUGCACCGGGCACAGAAGGCGCGACAUCCGCUCUACAAGUCCGUCGACGAUCUAAUCUUUCUCAGCUCGUGUGGUGCGGUUUUUUCGGUCGAAGCUGAUAGCGACGGUACGAAAACAGCGCACACGAUCGCUAGUCGACAGCAGGCGGUGGCGACGCUGCAGUUGCAACGAUUAGGUUCACCGAAGCACACGUCAACAAAGGAGGAAGCAGCGAUCGCUUCAACUACGACGACGACGGACAGCUUGACGCACCCGCAGCAGCACAACCACCACAACCACAACCACAACCAAAGCCCUAUCACCGUCGACACGAGCAGAGCAACAUCGGCGGCGAGUGGAGGGAAAGGAAAGGGACCGACCGUCGCCCCCCGUCGACGCUUAUCGUCCUCGAGCGCAGUCGUGCAGAUUGCGAUUGACCGGACGAGUGACGAGGUUCCGAACGUCGAACUACCAAAGAACGAACACCAUCCGGCGGCAAUGUCGACGCGGACGGUCCCGAUGGAUCCGGGCGAUCACGACGAAACGUACGGGUUUGCGCAGAUGCGCACCACCCUCGGGCCGAUCGAAACUGCCUUCCGGUUGCGGCUGGAGGCGCUGAAGCAGGAGGAGAGUGCGGCCGCCUCGUCGGUAGUCGCCGCCUCCGCUGGCUUCAAGACCCCAAAGAAGAAGGACAACUUCACGAACAAAAUUCGGGCCAUGUCCGAUCGAACGCAGAAGCUGUUCUCGCGCAUCUACUCAACGAACUCGGGCGGUGCGGCGGCUCAGAAGACCAACCACUCGUCGAUGGCGGCCUACCUCUCGGCGACGAAAUCGUUGAAAAAGUCCUCCUCGAAGCUGUCCGAGGCGAGCCGGAGAAGCGUAAGCUACGGUGCACUGCCCGGGUUGGCCGACUUUCAGGCGAAUGUCAUGCCGAAGGAUUACGAGGACAUUGAAGAGCAGCAACCAUCUCCGCAGCGACCCGAACUCAAACCGGAGAAGCACACUAACGCACUGGUUGACGAUGUCGAUGUGGAGCUGGUGCUGGUUACGGGCGGCACAGGGGGAACGAUCGGCCCGGCCGGUGGACACACCGACGCGGAGGAUGGCGAUUCCGGUAUCCUCGUGAACGAGUCGGGAGCCUCGUCCAUCCUCGAAACGGACGACGUGUUUCACGACGGAUCGAUCCCGAGCAUUCCGUCGAAGGUGGUGAACGGUUUUGUCGAUAGCACCGAGUUUAAGCUGGUCACUAUCCGGUUAGACGACGGACCAGAACCCGACGGGUGCGCGGCGGAAGAUGCCGGCGGGCUCGGUAUUAUUGUGACACCGAUCGCCACGUCCGACGGGGAAGUCAGCAACCGCUACAAGGUGGCCCACGUAUUGCCCGGAGGACUUGUUUACAGGGAUGGUUCGAUACAGCCGAACGAUGAAAUUGUCAACAUCCUCGGGAAACGGCUGCGCGGGCUCUCGAUGCGACAGGUUCAGGACCUGCUGAAUAGCUGUGGGUCCCGGGGGCGCACCGGAGGCCGCACCAGCAUCGAUCUUGUCAUUUGUCGCAGCAGGGCAAAUGGCACCGAUCACGAGCAAGAGCAAGAAGGUACGCAGCCACCAACGUCGCGGCCACCGUCGUCCGCCAGCAGAAAGUUGUUCCGGAACAGCCGGAAGGUGUCCCUCGAUUCGUACCUCGAGGACGAGCGGAGGGACCACAGUGGUAGCGAGACCGGAUCCGAGCAGGACACUAACUACGCGUCGAUUGCUAUCAAAAUCGAUGGUAAUAAGUACAACACACUCGGAACACCGCGACGAUCCAAGCAACCACUGUCGAUGGUUUGCCGACAACAACAGCAACAACCACCAUCGUUGACCAGCAGUCUGGUGACCGCUUGCGAGGGAAUCCCCGGGACGGAAGUGGACUCCCAACCGCCCUCGCUAGAUUGUGCGAAACGACGUUCGUUCACCAAAAAUGUCCCAUCACAGUCCAACACCUCAAAGCACGUCGUCCGACGUUCGCUCGUCGGCAAGCAAUCCUCCCAGGGUGGCCUCCAGCAGCAGGACCACCACCACCCCCACCCUCACCUUACCACCACCAAAAGCACGAUGAACCUGUGCGACGACGAAAAGCUCGAACUGCACGCAUCCACCUCGGACGAUGCGGAAACCAGCAGCGGUACUGGUUCGCUCGAGCUGGACAAAUCGAUGAGCAACUUCUGUACGCUCCCGCGGCGCCCCAAGUCGUCCCUCUGCUCGUUCCACACGGUCGCGUUCGAGAAGGGCCCGGGUAAGAAGUCGCUCGGGUUUACCAUCGUCGGUGGGCGCGAUAGUCCCCGCGGAGCGCUCGGUAUCUUCAUCAAGAGCAUUCUCCCGUCGGGACAGGCGGCGGAAGAUGGUCGGCUGCGGGCCGGCGAUGAAGUGCUCGCCGUCAACGGGCAGGUUUGCCACGACCUCACGCACCUCGAGGCGGUCAAGCUGUUCAAGAGCAUCAAAACGGGCGAAAUUGUGCUGCAGCUGUGUCGCCGGAACAAAUCGGCCCACCGUUCCAUGGACAUCGAUGCCAAUGCGUGUUAAGGGAGAAGGGAGGAGGGAUCCCGUGCGAUCCCGCCCGAUCCGAUUUCUUGCAAAUCUGCUUUCUUUUGUAUCGGAAAGACUUAUUAGUUGGUAGGGUUUUGCUCUGAUGUACAGUUCGAUUUUGGGGAGAGACAUAUAAUGUAGUUCGUGUAAGCAGAAAAGCAGGAUUAGUUUAGUGUGUCGAUCUGAACCGUCUCAAGAGUAUCUAAAUGUGGUGUACAUUCACGUCUACUUAUUGCUAUGUGAACUUAUCGUCCCUCUAUUAUUGUGUGAUUGUGAAGCAUAAACCGUAUGUUUAAUGUAUCGUAAAGAGGCGAAGAAAGUGUCUAAGUAAAAAUGUAUGUAUGUGUAUUAAAUAUAAUGGAAAAAGUGAA